This is a messenger RNA of Syngnathus acus (greater pipefish), 3865 nucleotides long. It is a transcript of the gene rbpjb, whose product is annotated as recombination signal binding protein for immunoglobulin kappa J region b. Bases 273 to 1721 code for a protein of 482 amino acids. Gene Ontology annotation, molecular function: RNA polymerase II cis-regulatory region sequence-specific DNA binding; DNA-binding transcription activator activity, RNA polymerase II-specific. The transcript is spliced from 11 exons. NCBI's taxonomy places the organism in Eukaryota, Metazoa, Chordata, Actinopteri, Syngnathiformes, Syngnathidae. Gene Ontology annotation, cellular component: MAML1-RBP-Jkappa- ICN1 complex; nucleus. The record is from RefSeq and is a predicted model, not a curated record. Gene Ontology annotation, biological process: Notch signaling pathway; regulation of transcription by RNA polymerase II.
UCUCUUGUGUCUCCUAGCCAGCCAGCCAGCCAAGCAGCCAAGCAAGCAAGCAAGCAAGCAAGCAAGCAAGCCACCCCCUUUCCCCCUUUCUCCCUUCUCCCUGGUCCCGACACCUCCAUUCGGCCUCUUGUUGUCUCGACGGAUUGCCGGGGUUGCGGGGAGAGGCGCCCCCGCGGAAGAAAAAAAGGAUUUCAAGAAGAAGAAGAAGAAGAAGAAGAAGAGAAAAAAAAGGAUAUCGCGAGUAUUGGAGUUUUGGUGAGAGUUUGUGGAAGAUGGCGCCUGUUGUGACGGGGAAGUUCGGGGAGCGCCCUCAGCCACAGCGCCUCACCAGAGAAGCCAUGAGGAAUUACCUGAAGGAGCGAGGGGACCAAACCGUCAUGAUCCUGCACGCCAAGGUUGCACAGAAAUCCUACGGCAACGAGAAAAGGUUCUUCUGCCCGCCGCCGUGCGUGUACCUGAUGGGCAGCGGCUGGAAGAAAAAGAAGGAGCAGAUGGAGCGGGACGGCUGCUCCGAGCAAGAGUCGCAGCCGUGCGCCUUCAUUGGCAUCGGCAACAGCGAGCAGGAAAUGCAGCAGCUUAACUUGGAGGGGAAGAACUACUGCACAGCCAAAACCUUGUACAUAUCCGACUCGGACAAGAGGAAGCACUUUAUGUUGUCCGUCAAGAUGUUCUACGGCAACAGCGCCGACAUCGGCGUCUUCCUCAGCAAGAGGAUCAAGGUCAUCUCCAAGCCCUCCAAAAAGAAACAGUCCCUGAAAAACGCCGACCUGUGCAUUGCGUCGGGCACCAAGGUGGCGCUCUUCAACCGCCUGCGCUCCCAAACGGUCAGCACGCGCUAUCUCCACGUGGAGGGGGGCAACUUCCACGCCAGCUCCCAGCAGUGGGGAGCCUUCUACAUCCACCUACUGGACGACGACGAGUCGGAGGGCGAAGAGUUCACCGUGCGCGACGGCUACAUCCACUACGGCCAGACGGUCAAGCUGGUGUGCUCGGUCACCGGCAUGGCGCUGCCCCGACUGAUCAUCCGUAAGGUGGACAAGCAGACGGCGCUGCUGGACGCUGACGACCCGGUGUCCCAGCUGCACAAGUGCGCCUUCUACCUGAAGGACACGGAGCGCAUGUACCUGUGCCUCUCCCAAGAGAGGAUCAUCCAGUUUCAGGCCACGCCCUGCCCAAAGGAACCCAACAAGGAGAUGAUCAACGACGGCGCCUCCUGGACAAUCAUCAGCACGGACAAAGCCGAGUACACCUUCUACGAGGGCAUGGGCCCCGUGCAGGCGCCUGUCACGCCCGUGCCCGUGGUGGAGAGCCUGCAGCUCAACGGCGGCGGAGACGUGGCCAUGCUGGAGCUGACGGGCCAGAACUUCACCCCCAAUCUGCGAGUCUGGUUCGGAGACGUGGAGGCGGAGACCAUGUACAGAUGCGCCGAGAGCAUGCUGUGCGUGGUGCCCGACAUUUCAGCCUUCCGCGAGGGCUGGCGCUGGGUGCGGCAGCCCGUCCAGGUGCCCGUCACGCUGGUCAGGGAGGACGGCCUCAUCUACUCCACCUCGCUCACCUUCACCUACACACCCGAGCCCGGGCCGCGGCCACACUGCAACGCCGCCGGCGCCAUCCUGCGGGCCGGCAACUCGGCGACCCUGCUGAGCGGCGGCGGGCCGGAGGCGGCCGUCUACGGGAGCGCCGUCACGUCCUCGUCGGCCACCGCCGCCGUGGUCUCCUAACGCUCGCUUUAAGGUAGCGCCAGCCAGCUCGAGAACAAUUUGCAAUAGUUCAACAAAACACACACACUAAAAUUCUGCGUUUCGGUUAACUGCUGAGAUGAAAAAUGUUCUGGGCAAAAGAAGAAACGCAGUGAAAUUCUGGAGGAGCCGUGUCACAUGUCGGGGCGCGCUCCGUGGCCGCCGGGCUCCGGUCGGUCCCGACGGCGAUGGCAACGGCGGCCGACGUAGCCGCGUUCCAGAAACCGCUUGCCCUUCCUUCCCCUUUUGCACUGCCCUCCAAAUGCUUCCCAAUCCCGAGUAUUCCUCUGGCCUUAGCCGCGCCGCGCCACGCCGCGGGGGAUGUUUGGUCGGCCGGCGGGCCGGCGGGCGGGCGGGCCGGCGCCAGGACGUAAAGGGACACGCCAGCGUGACGUUAACUUAGUUUUAAUGGACCAAGGAAUUUGUAUAAGCUUUAGCAAAGGUACACCUUUUCUCCAUACCUUUAUUAAACCUAUUGUACACUUUUGUUACCAAAUACUUUGUAUUCCUCCUAUAAUCUUGUAGCCCCCCCCAACUCCUGCCCUUAUUUUCCCCUCUCCUGUGAGGGUGGGGGGGAAUCUAAAAGCAAAUAUAUGUGUGUGUGUGUGUGUGUCAGGGCAACCACCUCAGAGGGCCUAUUUUUGAAUCUCAUUGGUUUUUAUGAAGUCUUUAAAGGAAAAGCUUUAAGUAACGCCUCUGCUCUGCCUUGCCUGCAAUACGUGCGAGCGAGCGAGCGGAGCGCCGCCGCCGCCGCCAUCGCUGCCACGUCUCCUUUUUGGAAUGCCACUCAUCACUGGAGCCUUUGUUUUCACCGACAGAGGACGGACGUGUGAGAGUACCUUCGUACUGUGCAAGAGAACUGUGUGUAUGCAGUCCAUAUCAUCCGGAUCACGUGGAGCCACGCGUCUUCCAAGCGAGCGUGACAAAAAAACGAACAAAAGAACGAGCGAGCGAGAGAGAGAGACACUUUUCUCAAUUCAAUGUGGCCUUACUGAAGACUCGAGUUCCGGAAAACAAGAUCACGAAAAUCGCUCGCUGUCCAAUUUCUCCAGCGGUACUGUCACACAAGAGCCUUGGGUUUUUUUGGGGGGGGGGGGGUUUCUUCCCACGGUCGCGGAGCAGCAAUAGUGUACGGCUCGGCUCGCCACGGGCCGAUGUUCAAACCAUACGCCAAAAUCCACCACUCCGAAAGGAAGCGAGCCAAUGUGGGUUCUCAUUCGGAGGGAAAGAAAAGACAACCACAAUGAAGUUGUGCCCCCUGUUUGUCGUGAAAUGUUGUAUAUUUUAAUAUUUUAAAUUAUUGCUCCCCAUGUCCAAAAAGUGCAUUUAUUGCCUGCGCUGCCUGCCAGCCAGCCAUUUGUCUUGUCCUCCUUCUCAGAAUGGGCACCAAACACAAAUAGCCUUUAGCGGCCAGGUCCGGCCGGCCCUCCUUCACCUCCAUCCUCUGGCGGGGAAUUUUCUUUUUUUUUUUCUUUUCUUCCUCCCUCUCCUCCUCUCUCUGUUUCCCGUCCUUUCUUCCUCUACACGUCGCUUGGUCGACCUUCCUUUCUAUGUACAAAGGGACUUUACACGCCUUCUUAUCAUGAGCCCCCCCCCACACACACUCUUGUGCAAGCAGCUGUUUUUGUGAUUUGUUUUUUCUUUUCACGGUUAUAACGAGCGCCGAACAAUGUAUGUAAGCUCUUUCAAAUGCCAAAAGUCUGAUGGUGUAAUUUUUUUAAUUUUUUUUUUUUUGGUGCACUGUGCAGUGAGGGGUGGGCAGCUUUAAACAUAACUUUUUAGCAAAAGGUUCAUAAAAGGAAAGGUAGCUCUCAGCCUUACGUGUCACAGCUAACUAUUUUCUUAUUUAAUAUCAGCGUCAGCUUCCUUGCCUUGCUUUGCCUUGCUUUGCCUUGCUUUGCCUUGCCUUGCUUUGCCUUGCCUUGCCUUGCCUUGCGUUCUUCAUUGGCUGGCAAGCUUCCAAAGCAAGGGGAUGCACUCUUUCUUUUUCCCUCUCUCUCCAUUCUUUUUUGGGAAUAGCAUCGUUUUUGUACAUAUCGCAGCUCCGGAUCAUGCUCCAAUCUGUAUGUCAUGGAAAACAAAAAACACGAGGGGAAAAUGAGAAUUAAAAAAAGUGAUAUAAAGUC